This is a messenger RNA of Pipistrellus kuhlii (Kuhl's pipistrelle), 2272 nucleotides long. It is a transcript of the gene BFAR, whose product is annotated as bifunctional apoptosis regulator. The record is from RefSeq and is a predicted model, not a curated record. The transcript has 9 exons. Gene Ontology annotation, molecular function: protein binding; ubiquitin protein ligase activity. NCBI's taxonomy places the organism in Eukaryota, Metazoa, Chordata, Mammalia, Chiroptera, Vespertilionidae. Gene Ontology annotation, biological process: proteasome-mediated ubiquitin-dependent protein catabolic process. Gene Ontology annotation, cellular component: nucleus. Bases 426 to 1778 code for a protein of 450 amino acids.
CUUUCCUCUAUGGUCCGAGCCCCGGGCACCUUCCCUGGCUUUCUUAGGUUACUUCCGGAAGUGAAGCUGCCACCUCCUCUACUUCCGCGGGGUCCAGGCUGGGGCAGCGGACGCGUGGGCCCCGGCCUGAGAGCAGGGGCAGUAAAUCAUGGGGGGAAGACGUUCAGGCAGCAAGUCAACAUCCAGUGAGCUACUCGCUACCUUUGUCCUAGUGAUUUCUGACCUCACCCAGAAAGAAGAUCUGUUUGGGGCCAGGAAAAACACAAGGUUCUGUAUGGUAAGCCUGGAAAUGCUUCUCCUGUAAACGCUUCUCUUAAUGAAAGCCAGUUUUGCCACCUGCCAGAAGUGCACAUUUAAUGAUGCUUUACAGCAGUUUUCUAAGUCUGAAAUUUUCUAUGCCUGUGCAUCCCACGAUUUGCUAAGAGAUGGAGGAGACUCAGCAACAUGACCUGCACACGAUGACCCUGGAGCAAGAUGAUCCCCUCGAGAGCACCAGCCCUCAGAUUUCUGUUAGUGAAUUUUCUUGCCACUGCUGUUACGACAUCCUGAUUAACCCCACCACCUUGAACUGUGGGCACAGCUUCUGUCGGCACUGCCUAGCUUUAUGGUGGACCUCUUCAAAGAAAACAGAGUGUCCAGAAUGCAGAGAAAAAUGGGAAGGUUUCCCCAGAGUCAAUAUUCUCCUCAGGGAUGCCAUUGAAAAAUUAUUUCCUGAUGCCAUUAGGAUGCGAUUUGAAGACAUUCAGCAGAAUAAUGACAUAGUCCAGAGUCUUGCAGCCUUUCAGAAAUAUGGGAAUGAUCAGAUUUCUUUAGCUCCCAACACAGGCCGAGUGAAUCAGCAGAGAGGAGGGGGAUUCUUUUCAGGAGUGCUCACAGCUUUAACUAGUGUGGCAGUGGUCCUGCUCGUGUAUCACUGGAGCAGCAGGGAAUCCGAGCACGACCUCCUGGUGCACAAGGCGGUGGCCAAAUGGACGGCGGAAGAGGUUGUCCUCUGGCUGGAGCAGCUGGGCCCCUGGGCCUCUCUCUACAGAGACAGGUUUUUAGCCGAAAGAGUAAACGGAAGAUUGCUUUUAACUUUGACAGAGGAAGAAUUUUCAAGGGCACCAUAUACUAUAGAAAACAGCAGCCACAGAAGAGCCAUCCUCAUGGAAUUGGAGCGCGUCAAAGCACUAGGUGUGAAGCCCCCCCAAAAUCUCUGGGAAUAUAAGGCUGUGAACCCAGGCAGGUCCCUGUUCCUGCUGUAUGCCCUCAGGAGUUCCCCCAGGCUUGGUCUGCUGUACCUCUACCUGUUUGACUACACAGACACCUUCCUGCCCUUCAUCCACACCAUCUGUCCUCUGCAAGAAGACAGCUCCGAGGAGGACAUCCUCACCAAACUUUUGGAUCUUAGAGAGCCCACAUGGAAGCAGUGGAGAGAAUUCCUUGUCAAAUACUCCUUCCUUCCGUACCAGCUGAUUGCUGAAUUUGCUUGGGACUGGCUAGAAGUCCAUUAUUGGACGUCUCGGUUUCUCAUCGUCAAUGCCAUGUUACUCUCGGUUCUGGAAUUAUUCUCCUUUUGGAGGAUCUGGUCAAGAAGUGAACUGAAGACUGUGCCUCAGAGGAUGUGGAGCCAUUUUUGGAAAGUAUCAACACAGGGGCUUUUUGUGGCCAUGUUCUGGCCCCUCAUUCCUCAGUUUGUUUGCAACUGCUUAUUUUACUGGGCCCUGUACUUUAACCCAAUUAUUAACAUCGAUCUUGUGGUCAAGGAAGUCCGACGGCUGGAAACCCAAGUUUUUUGAGUGGUACUGCCCACGCUCUGAGGGACUCCUGCAGCCUCCUGGACAUCUGAGCUUCGAUGCUUAAGUGGAGAGAGGUUGGGUGCGCUCGACUUCCUGUUUUCUUUCCCUAGUAAACAAGGUGCUGCUUUCUCUGUCAAAGCCUACAACCAGGUCCUCUGUCCCUCUGCUGGUAUCAUGUGGCAGCAGGGACUGACGGCCCAGAGCUGGGCCGACACAGCAGCAGCACCUCCCAUCUACUUCUUGCUCAUGGGAACUUGGGAGGCCCCGUCCCCUACAGCUUGCAUAGAACCAGGGUCCUCAGAGGACGUGGUGCGGGUGACAUCAGAAGGCUGCCACGUCAGCAGUCCUAACUCCAGUGAUUGACCAAGGCUGCCAGGGCAAGCUGGAGUUCUGAGACUCAGCCCGAGAUCCGGCUUAUUGGAGGCAGGCCCGUCCUUGAAGUCAAGUUUAGGAAAAUGGGAGAAGACUUUGUCAUAGGCAUAGACAGUUGCACA